ACACCGAGCGUAAGGAGCUGCUGUUGAAAACGCUGAUGGAGGUGGGGGAGGACGACUUCCAGUCCUUCAACAGUUAUUAAGUUACGAUAAGCCAUGAAAAGUUGUCGUUCACAGAUACCUGAUCAACGAUCACCUCGCUCACACGUUAACAAGGAGGAAGGAUGGCUUUAGACAGCGGGCAGAAAGAACUGCUGUUGUAAACCCUGUUGCUCCCUCUAGUGCUCAGUUAAGAUACCUGUUCGACGGUCACCUCCCUCACGCGUAUAGUCUGAAGGAUGGCUCUGGGCAGCAGACGGAAGGAGCUGCUGUGGAACACGCUGAUGGAGCUGGGGGAGGACGACUUCAAGUCCUUCAGGUUCCACACGGACCUGCCUAGAAGCGUGCGUGAAAACACCCAGCGUGAGUUCAUUGCUGACAAGCUCUUGAUUAAGCACGGCGAGAACACUCUGGAUGAGACCGUCAAGAUUUUGGAGAAGAUCGGGAACAACGAAUUGGCAGAGAAGCUGCGCAGCGACGUGCUGGAAAUAAAAGGCGCCGACUUCUCCGUCCACGAUGACGAUCAGAUUGCCAGAUUGAAGAGGGAGCUCCAAGACAACCUGCGGCGUUUAUACAGGUUUGCUUCUGAGGGCAACACCGAGCGCUGGCAGCAGCAGCAGCCCCUGGAGGACGUCUACACGCAACUAGACAUCACCUACGGGGCAGACGUCAGCCCGGACGGGCGGCAUGAGGUCCUCCAGAUGGAAACGUGUGACGCCGCAGCCAAGCAGUCUAUCCUGGCGUGCGACAUCUUCAAAAGCCCCGACGGGAACCGGCGACCGAUACGCACGAUGCUCACCGUCGGUUUCGCAGGAAUAGGAAAAACCUUCCUGAUUCAAAAGUUUGUCUGGGACUGGGCCAGCGGUAAUACUAACCAGGACGUGGACUUCAUAUUUCCUUUCACCUUCCGCGAGUUAAACACGGAGAAAGAAGAGAGCUUUACGUUGGCCGAGCUGAUCCAAUCUUUUGUCUGCGGAGACGGGCACAUGAUCAAGAGACUGAACGAUAUAUUUGUCUACCUGCAAACUUCUGGGAAGCAGGACUUUGAAAGCAGUGGCAUCAAGAUCUUGUUUAUCCUCGACGGACUGGACGAGUGCAACUUCAAAAUCGACUUGAAGAAAGCGAGGAAAGUGAACAAGAACGUAAAGGAAAGCUACCCGCUAGAGGUACUGCUGGCGUAUCUCAUCAAAGGGAACCUGCUUCCGUGCGCCAGGGUUUGGAUCACCACGCGACCCGCGGCAGCCCGUGAUAUCCCAGCCGACCUCAUCGACAGCAGAACAGAGGUGGGAGGAUUCAGCGAUUCCCGGAGGCUGGAGUACUUCAGGCAAAGGUUCCCAAAUGAGGAGCGCGUCACUGAGCACAUUCGGAAAUCUCGCACCAUCUUCAUCAUGUGCCAUAUUCCCAUCUUCUGCUGGUUCACCGCCACAGUUCUUCAGGUUCAUUUGGACAAAGGGGAGGAGGGAGAUCUUCCCACAACGCUGACUGACAUGUACUCGGCGUUUAUUGGUCACCACCUGGAAAACUCCAAGGAGAGAAAUACAGCGGAGUACAUCCCUGACGUGAAAGCGCUCGCCAAGCUGGCCUUUGACCACACCAUGAGUCAGCGUCAGAUCUUCUACGAGAAAGACCUGGAGGACAGCUGCUUUGAUUACAGCCAAGCAGCAAAACACUGCGGUUUAUUCACAGAGGUCUUUAAGGAGGUCCAUCCGCUCAAAAGCAAGAAACAAAAGAUGUUUCAGUUUAUCCACCUGACCAUCCAGGAGUAUCUGGCCGCACUGUACGUAAAGAUGUGUUUCUUCCAUGACAACAAGAACGUACUGGAUGCAUCAAGAUGGAAAAAAAAUUUGAUGCCUGUUAAGCGGAAGACAAUCACUGAGGUCCACAAGUCAGCUCUACAGAAAGCCUCGGAAAGUGAAGGAAACCUGGAUAUGUUCCUCCGCUUCCUCGUUGGCCUUUCAUUGCAGUGCAACCAGGAAAUAGUGGGGGCACUGCUGAAGGUUCCUCAUGACUGGGAGCAAAGCAAGUCAAAGACAGUCAAGUUGAUACAGAAAAGGAUCAAACGAAACACCCCAGAAAAGAACGUCAACUUGUUCUACUGCCUAAAUGAGCUGAAGGACGACUCCUUGCUGAAGCAGAUCCAGCAUCAACUAGUUUCAGGACGUUUGUCCUGGCGUCAAAUGUCGAAUGACAUGUGGUCGGCCCUGGCCUUCUUCUUACUUACCGACGACGAAACCAUGAAGUCCUUUGAUCUUCGCCGCUACUCCCCAUCGCCUUUGGGACUCAAGAAGCUGCUGUUGGUGGUCAAGGCUUCUCAAAAAUCAAAUCUAAGUCAUUGUCGCCUGGACAAAGGCAGCUGUCACCUGCUGGCUUCUGUUCUCAGUUCUCCAUCCAACCUGAGGCAUCUGGACCUGGGCAAUGGCAAUAAGAGGGACCUGCUCACCCAGAACGAUGUUUCGGACGACGGGGUCGAGAUCCUCUUGAAAGGACUGGCCAGCCCACACUGCAAUUUAGAAGUCCUCAAGCUGUCAAGGUGCAGCAUCACGAAGAAAGGAUGUAUUUCAUUGGCUGAGGCUCUCAAGGUAACCCCCUCCCAUCUUCAAGAGCUGGACCUGAGGUGGAACAAUCUGUCGGAUGAAGGGAUUGAGAUCCUCUCGAAAGGACUGGCCAGCCCAAACUGCAUCUUAAAAGUCCUCAACCUGACAAAGUGCAGCAUCACUCAGCGAGGUUGCAUUUCGUUGGCUGAGGCACUGAAGGUAACCUCCUCCCAUCUUGAAGAGCUGGAUCUGACCGGGAACAAUCUGUCAGAUGAAGGGGUUGAGAUCCUCUCGAAAGGACUGGCCAGCCCACAAUGGACAAACUGCAUCUUAAAAGUCCUCAAGCUGUCAUGGUGCAGCAUCACUCAGCGAGGUUGCAUUUCAUUGGCCGAGGCACUGAAGGUAACCCCCUCCCAUCUUCAAGAGCUGGACCUGAGCUUCAACGGCCUAUCGGACGAGGGGGUCGAGAUCCUCUCGAAAGGACUGGCCAGCCCACACUGCAUCUUAAAAAUCCUAAACCUAACAAAUUGCAGCAUCACUCAGCGAGGUUGCAUUUCGUUGGCUGAGGCACUGAAGGUAACCUCCUCCCAUCUUCAAGAGCUGGACCUGACCUGGAACAAACUGUCAGAUGAAGGGGUUGAGAUCCUCUCGAAAGGACUGGCCAGCCCAAACUGCAUCUUAAAAGUCCUCAAACUGACAAGGUGCAAGAUCACAAAGCAAGGAUGUGUUUCAUUGGCUGAGGCACUGAAGGUAACCCCCUCCCAUCUUCAAGAGCUGGACCUUAGCUUGAACGAUCUGUCGGAUGAAGGGGUCGAGAUCCUCUCAAAAGGACUGGCCAGCCCACACUGCAUCUUAAAAGUCCUCAAGCUGUCACAGUGCAAGAUUACGGAUAAAGGAUGUGUUUCACUGGCUGAGGCUCUCAAGGUAACUCCCUCUCAUCUUCAAGACUUGGACCUGAACUUCAACGGAUUAUUGAACGAGGGGGUCGAGAUCCUCUCAAAAGGACUGGCCAGCCCACACUGCAUCUUAAAAAACCUUAACCUGUCACUGUGCGGGAUCGCAGAUAAAGGAGGCAUUUCAUUGGCCAAGGCUCUCAAGUUAAACCCCUCCCAUCUUCAAAUGUUAUUUCUCUUCAACAAUCGAAUAGAGGAAGAAGGAAAGAGGGUCUUAUUGGAGAUCAGGGAGGAUCCCAGUUAUAGCCUGAAGACUGUCGAAUUUAACGACUAGGAAUAAGAACAACGUUUGGUCCUUGGCGUCAAGAAGAGCGAGUCAUUCCAAAUGUUCAUGAUUAGAAGACAUCGAGUCCAUUUGAUCUCCUUCAGAUUUAGACCAGCUGUCGGCGCUACGGGCAAAGCGGUCUCGCUCACAGAAUUCGAGGAGGUCGUCGUCGGGUUCUUUGCAGCCACAUGGAGGUGGAGUUCAAGGGGAAGGUCUGCGACGUUCCCACCAAACAGCUGGCAGUUUUUUUCAUCCAUUUGUACUGGGAGGGGCUGUCCAAAAGGAUUGGACUUUGAGCACCGUCAAUGGCAGCCAAUGAGUUCAAUAAGUACCCUUUAAAGGGUGAACUUAA
Molecule: messenger RNA, 4140 nt
Organism: Corythoichthys intestinalis (scribbled pipefish)
Lineage: Eukaryota; Metazoa; Chordata; Actinopteri; Syngnathiformes; Syngnathidae
Product: NACHT, LRR and PYD domains-containing protein 12-like
Exons: 12
Coding region: 276-3797 (1173 amino acids)
Biological process (GO): intracellular signal transduction
Molecular function (GO): protein binding
Source: RefSeq, a predicted model, not a curated record